This is a messenger RNA of Leptopilina heterotoma, 2415 nucleotides long. It is a transcript of the gene Non2, whose product is annotated as upstream activation factor subunit spp27. The record is from RefSeq and is a predicted model, not a curated record. The transcript is spliced from 5 exons. Gene Ontology annotation, cellular component: nucleus. Bases 109 to 921 code for a protein of 270 amino acids. NCBI's taxonomy places the organism in Eukaryota, Metazoa, Arthropoda, Insecta, Hymenoptera, Figitidae.
AGAGAAUACCUAUUUCUGAGUGGGACUGUCCAACGCUAUGGGAGUUCGCUGUGCCGGCAGUCGGCAUCGGCUCAGUUGCAACCAGAACGUACAACGAGAAACAUCACUAUGGCUGAUAUUUCCAAGGACGAUCUUCGCAAAGAAAUCACCGCCAUCCUCAAGGAUGCUGAUCUCUCAACAAUGUCUGCCAAGAAAGUUAGACAACAAAUUGAAGAGAAAUUGGACAUUGACCUUUCUGAAAGGAAAAAGGAAGUGGACGAUUUAGUUAUGGAAUGCUUGCAAGAGAAAGACGACGGUGGCAAGAAGAAGAAGAAGGCCGCCAGUGAGGAGUCUGAAGAUGGCGAAGAAGAGGAAGAUGAAGCCUCCGAGGAGGAAGAGGAAGAGGAGGAGAAGAAGCCCGCCAAGAGAGGUCCUCCCAAAAAGGCAGCUAACAAACGCAAGAAGGGAUCAUCUGACGAUGAGGAGAGUGCAAGUGACGAAGACGCUAGUGACGAGGAAUAUAGUCCAAAGAAGGGCAAACCUUCUCCUAAAAAAGGAAAAACAGCUAAGAAGGGAAAGAAGAAGGGAAGCGACAGCGACAGUGAUGAGGAUUGGGGAAAGAACAAAAAGUCUGGUGGAGGUGGUGGUGGUGGCGGCGGCGGCGGUGCUGCUGCGAAAAAGGGAGCCAAGGGUAAAGGUGGUGGUGGAUAUACCCGGCCAAUCACGCUCUCACCAGAAUUGGCUGCCAUUGUCGGUGCCGAGGAAAUGGCUAGACACCAAGUUGUUAAAAAGGUCUGGAGCAUCAUCAAAGAGAGAAAUCUCUACGAUCCCAAGAACAAGCAAUUCGCCAUCUGUGACGAUGAGUUGAUGAAGGUAAUAGGAGUGAAACGUUUCAGGACCUUCGGUAUGAUGAAGUACCUCAAAAAUCACUUCGUAGAUUAAAUCAGUAGAUUAAGUCAGUCUCCGACAAAUUAAAUUGUACAACUUAAUUCCGCGAUGCGAUUCCGCAAUUAUAAUAUCUGGCAGUAAAGUAUCUCGCGGAUAAUCCCAUUCACAUAUACACACACACCUCUUUUACAAGUUUUGAUGAAAUCCGUUUGUGCGAUUGAUUUUUGCCCAUCAUUCACUACAAACGGUUUUUUUUUAUAUCUUCACUCUUUCUCUCUUUCUCUUUGACCGACGUUUAUUUUUUAUCAAACUUGCAUUUGAAACGUUUCGAUUGUGUAUGGUACGCCACUCGCGACAUCCCUUUUUUUCUACUUUUUAAAAUGAGUCAAAUCUUUAAACGCUGCACCAGUUGCUUUUUUUUAUUUAAAGACAAAAAAAAGAUUUGACGAGUUUUGAAUUUAUUUUGUAUAAAUGGUUUUGUUUGUUUCUUGAUAUCUGAAUUUUGGUGCGAUGAAUUUUAAUUCUUUGAUAAACUUUUUUUCAAAUGUUGAUAAUUUUUUUUUACAUACAUUUGUCGUACUGAAUGUUCUUUUACAACUGAUUAUUAUGAAGUUGAAGAUGAUAAUGAAAAAUGUAAUGGUUUUUGAGAAAAUGAAAGCGGAAUCCUGAAAUCAUGCAGAAAAGUGAUUACAUUGAAGAAGAUAAUUCUUUUUAUCUUUUUUGUAUAAUAGUUACAGUGGCACACUGAAAUUACAACUAAGCGAGGAUUAAUUGUAUUAACAUGUAAUUACUAAUUAUUGUCGUAAAGUAGGUUUUUUCGGUGUAAAAAAUUUACCUAAGGAUUUAAGGCUUAGUACUGAAGUGGUUGUUUCUCGGUACAAAGUUAUCGAAUUAAAAGUGCGAGUUUUGUCUGCACUUCAACUUGUGUAGAACUUGUGUCGUUUCAGAUAUAAAUUUUACUUUUAAGUUUUUGCCUAAAUUCAAUGAGUGUCACGGGCAUCAAUGGUAAAUAUUAAACAUUAACAAAAAGAAUUAUUAAAGUCGAUCUUUUUUUUAAAAACAAAAACAAACAAAAAACCCUUUUAUCGAAUUUUUUCAAUUUCAAUCAAUAUUUAAAAAAGUUGACGAAAUUUCAAGUUUUAAUGAAAUUUUACAGAUGCAUGUAAAAUUGCAUCGCUCUCUAUUUAAAGUAAAAUUUUAUCCUAUCACAAAUGAAGAUAAAGGGUUUUUGGAAACAAUAUUUCAUGAAAGAAGAAAUAAAAGUCAUUAGUUAUAUUUUGUCAACAUUUGGUAAACAUAUAUAUAUAUAUGCGUAUCAAAAUAAUUAGUUCUUCAGUUUAGUUACAUAUCUUCAAAAUUUUUGAGUAUUAUGUAUGAAAUAUGUUUACUCUAAAUACAUAGUAACCAUAGCCUCGUAAAAAUAAACUCUUAAAAAUUUUAUGUUCUCUAUACAAAAAAUUAUGCAUUUUACAAUUACAAAUCUGUAUAUUGUUCAUGAGUGUACUUGAUUUUUGUGUCUUAUUAAAGUCAUUGCUUUCAUUUUUUUAA